GCUAUACUUAGCUCACUCUAUGAACGACGCGCCCACGCCCUCGGAAGCGAUGCUUCCGGAUGGGCCCAGCCCGCGCGGCGUCGGCACCUUGCUCCUGACGGCGUCGUCCGCGACAUCGCAAACGACCUGCGUGGACGCAGUAGGCCCACCCGAGCACCCGCCGACACCCGAUGACGCCCCGUAUGCGAUGCGAAAACGGACACUCGACAGCACGUGCAACAACGCGCCGCGUCGCGCGCCCGGUGCUGCAAUGGCCCUACUCGCCAGUGACCCCUCCUCCCGGGCGCUACUCGCUCGAAAAUCCGGUCUACGGGCCAGGAGCGUUGUGCUGGUCUCGUCCGAGGUGCAUGCGCGGCGGAAGCGAUCGCUGGCCUUUCCACGCAAAAUGCCAUCUCGAAUGGUUCAAGCCGCACGGAGCUCGGCGCUCAGCGUUGGGUCGUCCGAGGCCGACGAAAAUACCCGAAAGGUAGCCGCCUCGAGCAACCGGUCGUACCCACCAACGCAUUAUCGCCCCUGCCGUCUCGACGAGACUUUCGCCAAGCAAGAGCUGCCCUUGGGCGAACACCACUGGACCGACUACCUCUUUGCUCGGUUUGGGUCGCGUCCGGACGUGCAAUCGACAUUUCAGAAAAACCAGACCAAGCUCUUGGAGAUGAUUCGGACCUUGGACGCGCUCGCCUCGACGCGCCCUGACGACGACGAGGUCGCUACGCAGCUUAGCGCGUGCAAGGCCAUGGUCGCCUGGUUCCGCGUCGGUGACCACGUCGUCUUGAUGGACAUCCACGGCAAGCCCGCGCUACUCAAAACCGAGAGCCGCAACCUCAUGGUGCCGAGCGUGCGGAAGCGCAACUCGAUGUCCGACUCGGCGCCGGUUGCCGACCCGGUCACGGCCACGAUUCGCCGCGACUUGCACAACGGCACGUACGACAUUCGCCUUCACAAGACGUCGUCGACCAUCCAACGAGCGGUGCCACACCAUUUACUACGACCCAAAGUCCGACGCAAGCCCGGUAUCGAAGCCAUUCGACCCUCGUCAACACGGAAUUUUCUCUUGCUCGAUGGCAUGGUGCGCCUCGACCUCGGCGCCCGCGUCAUGGUGACGUACCGGGACCCGUUGGAGCGACGAUAUGGGUACUUUAUGGGCCUCCACACCAACGGCACGGCCAUCGUGCAGUACGACGAGAAGGACGUCGAUGCCAAAGUCGACAUCAAAGAUCUGAGUGCCGCCGCCGACCAAGAUGUGACGGACGAGCUCCUCGCGAUGGUCCAAGACAUGCACUUGACGGUUGACGACCGCGUCAUUCUCACGGGCUUCCGCGUCCUCACCAAGCACCCUCUCUUGAAGAACGUCCAGCCGUGCACCGUGACCCGCGACAACGGCAACGGCACGUUCGACCUGCAAUUCCUCGACGGCAUCUGCGUCUACAGUAUAAGCCGCGACGUGAUCGAGAUUGAACCCAGCGUGCACGAAAUGCAGCUCAAGCAGCUCGAGGCGCAGCGCAGCGCCGCCGCCGUCGCGCUCGUCGUCGGGCAGCUCGUCGCAGCGUACAGUCCGCGCUAUUUGCGCUACUGCUCGGGGCACAUACAAAGCAUGUCCGACGGGUUCUGCGAUGUUGUCUUUGACUAUGGCGAGCGCGUCACGCAGAUUCCGGUGACCGACGUCACGAGCCUCCCUGACGCGACGCUGCAGCGCUGUGGCAACCUCAUUUCGUACUCGAAAUCGAUGCUUGGGCCCGAAGAAGGCGGCGACGCACGGCUGCCUAUGGGCCAUCGUGUCAUGGCGCGGCUGUGCGGGAGCCCCAAGUACUUUGCGGGCGUCGUGGAGGAAGCAGAGACCAAGACGUACCGCAUCCGCUUCCAAUCCAGCGUCUUAGAUCCGUCCGUGCCACGCAGUCACGUCUAUAGCGUCGAGAGCUGCGCGGUCGUCUUUGUCAAGCCGACACCAAAGCCCAGCAACGCGACGGUGACCACCAGCACGUCGCGCCAGAAGCGAAAGCGCAGCUCGCUCGCCCAACGCGUUCUCAACUUUUUCACAGGCAGCACCAUCGAGUGAAGCAUUUCCAAGGCGACCCUGUCUUGGAUGUGAUGGCGCGCGUUCAAGUCGGUCUGCAACCAGAGCC
Messenger RNA from Saprolegnia parasitica CBS 223.65, 2120 nucleotides. RefSeq lists its product as hypothetical. Bases 20 to 2053 code for a protein of 677 amino acids. The transcript is spliced from 7 exons. NCBI's taxonomy places the organism in Eukaryota, Oomycota, Saprolegniomycetes, Saprolegniales, Saprolegniaceae. The record is from RefSeq and is a predicted model, not a curated record.